Molecule: messenger RNA, 1557 nt
Organism: Chelonoidis abingdonii (Abingdon island giant tortoise)
Lineage: Eukaryota; Metazoa; Chordata; Testudines; Testudinidae
Gene: CTSZ
Product: cathepsin Z
Biological process (GO): proteolysis
Molecular function (GO): cysteine-type peptidase activity
Source: RefSeq, a predicted model, not a curated record
AAAACAUCCGACCAUAGCACAAGGCACUUUCUGGGCAGAUCCCAAACUGAUCCCAGACACUCCUGCAAGUUUAUUAAGAGAAAGGCUCGCAGUAUAAUCACUAAAGGCGGGGGAGGAGAGGGGGGAACCGGCUGCAGAGGCCGCUGAGCUCUCAGGACCCCAUUCAAAAGACCUGCAGGUGCGCGGAACUCCGGCAGGGGGCAGGCGCCUGGUUGAGCAAUCGAACAGCGCCGAGAUUGCGGGGGCGCCGGGCGGUGCUGCUGGGGCUGUCGGGGGUCUGAGACUAACGGCGAGGCCAGCGCACUUCCAGGCGCUAAUCCCAGGGGAGCCACCGCCCCGGCCGCUCUUGCGACACGCGCUCACAGCCCCCUCCCCGCGGGCGGACCCCGGGCCCGCGCUUCCUGCGCCGCGGGUUCUCGUCCCUCCCAGCCCAGGGCGCAGCUGGGGAUUGGCAGAGCCCAGCCUCUGGCUGACUCAGGCGCCGCCACCUUCCCUUAAGAGCUCGCGCCGGGGCGGGGGGGGGGGGACCGCCCCGGCCGCGCAGGAAGCAGCUGCAGCUCCAGGACCGCGGCGCUGAGCAUGGCCAGGCUGCCCCAGCAUCUCCUGCUGCUGCUGCUCUGGGGCUGCCUCUGCCCGGCCUCCGACGCCGGCCUCUACUUCAGGGAAGGGCAGCACUGCUACAAACCGGCCCCGCGCAAGCCGCCCGGGCUCAGAACCUACCCUCGACCUCAUGAGUAUCUGGACAUCGCUAAACUUCCCCCGAGCUGGGAUUGGCGAAAUGUAAACGGGACCAAUUUUGCCAGUACCACUCGGAACCAGCACAUUCCUCAGUACUGUGGGUCUUGUUGGGCUCAUGGCAGCACCAGUGCCUUAGCAGACCGCAUCAACAUUAAGAGAAAAGGUGCUUGGCCUUCUGCCUACCUCUCUGUUCAGAAUGUUAUUGACUGUGCCAACGCAGGGUCCUGUGAAGGUGGAGACCACACAGGUGUUUGGAUGUAUGCUCAUGACCAUGGCAUUCCAGAUGAGACCUGUAACAACUACCAAGCCAAAGACCAAACAUGCAAGAAGUUUAACCAGUGUGGAACAUGUGUUACCUUUGGGGAAUGCCACGUGAUAAAGAACUACACCCUCUGGAAAAUUGCUGACUAUGGCUCUGUCAGUGGGAGGGAAAAAAUGAUGGCAGAAAUUUAUGCCAAUGGUCCAAUCAGUUGUGGCAUAAUGGCUACUGCACAGCUGGAUGCGUACACUGGAGGACUUUAUGCUGAAUACAACCCCUCUCCUAUGGUGAAUCACAUUGUAUCUGUGGCUGGCUGGGGUGUGGAAAAUGGAACUGAAUACUGGAUUGUUCGUAACUCCUGGGGCGAACCAUGGGGUGAACUGGGCUGGCUGAGGAUUGUGACAAGCGCAUAUAAAGGUGGAGAAGGAGCCAAGUACAAUCUCGCUAUUGAAGAGGAUUGUGCCUACGGGGAUCCUGUAUUACCUUGAUUGUUUCUAGGGUUUAUGGGGUACUUUCUGGAUUUGAAAUUUUAUUUUCCCCUCCCCCCCCAUCAAGGUGUG